ACAACUAUAUAUAUAUAUAUAUAUAUAUAUAUAUAUAGUUAACAUUGUGAGAAGUCACCUCAGCAGCGGAAUUACACAUAUUCCAUACGCUGUUUCCUCGCGUGGAAGCGGCGGCGGUGCCUCAGGGGUCGGACAUGCCCCCCGUCAGCGAGGAGCUGGGCGCCGGGGACGCCUCCACGACGGCAACGACGACGGCGGCGGCGGCGGCGGCGUCUCCUUUGGCUCCCCUCGAGGAAAGCGAGGCGGUGGCGGUGUCUGAAGAAGGGAAGCCGGCGAACGGGGGGUGGCUCCCGCCCGAGAAGGAUCCCCUGGCCGCCGGCGGAGUGGGAGACACGACUCCCGAGGAGGAGGAGGGGAAGGAAGGGAAGGAGAAUGGGGAGCUCCUGCAGCCGCCGCCGCCGCCGCCGCCUCCUUCCCCUCCGCCGCCCGAGGAGGACGUAACCGCCGCCGCCUUUGCCUCCUCCUCCGCCGCCGCGGAGUCCUUCGAGCCCCCCGAGGGCGGCUGGGGCUGGCUGGUGAUGCUGGCCUCCAUGUGGUGCAACGGAGCCGUCUUCGGCAUCCAGAACUCCUGCGGGGUCCUUUUCAAGUCCAUGCUGUCCGAGUUUGGAGACCCCGAGGACAAGCAGCUCAUGUUCAGGACAGCGCUGGUGAAUUCCCUGUCAAUGGGAAUGAUCUUCUUCUGUUCUCCCAUAGUCAGUAUCUUUACCAACAUAUUUGGCUGCCGAAAAGUAGCUGUUGGUGGAGCAGCAGUGGCUUUUAUUGGGCUCCUUUCAAGUUCAUUUGUAAGCUCACUUGGGCCUCUUUAUUUCACUUAUGGAAUCUUAUUUGGCUGUGGCUGCUCAUUUACCUAUCAGCCAUCCCUGGUGAUCUUGGGACAUUAUUUCAAGAAACGUCUGGGACUGGUGAAUGGAAUUGUCACUGCUGGCAGUAGCUUGUUUACAGUAACAUUGCCUUUUCUAUUAAAUGUACUGAUUGAAUCAGUUGGCCUGUAUAACACUUUCCGAGUCCUGUGCAGUUUUGUAUUUGUUCUCUUCCUGGCUGGCUUUACGUAUAAGCCUCUCAUUCCUAGUGCCAAAACAAGUGGAGGAAAAGGCAAGUUCAAUUUUCCACCUGCAAAAACUAUUUUCAAUUUUUCCAUUUUCAAAAUAACAAGCUAUCGAAUCUGGGCUUUCGGAAUUCCAGCUGCCUUAUUUGGAUAUUUCAUACCUUAUGUUCACUUGCUAAAGCAUGUGAAAGAACGCAUUGGUGAAGAUGUUCCAGAUGUAACACUUCUGCUUUGCCUUGGCAUUACUUCAGGAGUUGGACGAUUGGUCUUUGGCAGAAUUGCAGAUUACAUUCCUGGUGCAAAAAAGGUUUAUCUACAGGUUAUUUCAUUUUUCUUCAUUGGCCUGAUGUCUAUGAUGAUUCCAUUAUGCUAUACCUUUGGAGGUCUUAUUGCUGUCUGCCUCUUCAUGGGUCUUUUUGAUGGUUGCUUCAUUAGCAUCAUGGCACCUAUUGCAUUUGAACUUGUUGGUGCACAGUAUGUUUCUCAGGCAAUUGGAUUCCUUUUGGGCUUCAUGUCUGUACCAAUGACAGUUGGUCCACCUAUUGCAGGACAACUACGUGAUCUUCUAGGUACGUACGAUGUAGCAUUCUACUUAGCAGGAGUUCCCCCUAUUAUUGGAGGAGCUGUUUUGUGUUUCAUCCCAUGGGUGCAUGAAAAGGAAAAAUCCAAAGAACAAGCAAGUCCUGUAGAUGGGGAAACUACAGAGAAAAUGCUGGAAAUCAAAAGUACCUCAGGAUUGGACUCCUUUGUGAAACCUGGCAAAGAAUCAGAGUCUGUUAUUUAAUUAUUGAUAUUUUUCUACCAGAUUGAAUUUAUUUUUUUAUAAAAACUAGGUUAGGGUUCUGUUUUUGAAUUGAAUGUACCACAUGAUUGUACUUCAAAAGCAAAGCCAUCACAAGAAUCAAAGUCAUGAUGCAGGUUAAAACAAAAUUGCUAACAGCAUGGAUAUUAUUUUACUUUUUUGGUUGGAUCCAUUUUCAAGCUGCAUUUCUUCAUAAUGAAGUUUUACAUCAUAAGCAUAUGUACUGGUGAGUGUGUAUGUAAGCAGAACUUUAAAAGCAAGCAACAAACACAUGUUGAUGCAUUUAUGGAACUGAAGAACUCUGCCUUUUAUUAACUGAUCUUUUCAGAAUGCCUUCAGUAGUUUUUAAUCCGUCCAAUGGAAUGAUUCAUCUAGGAAUUUUUAUAGCAUCUGAAAGUUUUAAGGACAUUACUGUUAAUUUUAAAAAAAGGUUUUGUGGUGUGUCUCUCUGGAUUAAUUGUUUUUUUAGAUCCUCUUAAACCAAAUCCUAUGUAGUGUUAGACAUGCCAAAGUCCAUUUAUUUCAGUGGGUUUAAGAAUGUCUAAUGUUGCAUAGGGUUACAGCCUUAAUGUCUGCAAUGAACUGUCCCUGGAGGAUUAAACUGUGAAAUAUAAUUUUUCGAUGAAGUACUGUU
This is a messenger RNA of Sceloporus undulatus (fence lizard), 2481 nucleotides long. RefSeq names its product solute carrier family 16 member 10 (gene SLC16A10). The record is from RefSeq and is a predicted model, not a curated record. Gene Ontology annotation, molecular function: monocarboxylic acid transmembrane transporter activity. Bases 135 to 1829 code for a protein of 564 amino acids. Gene Ontology annotation, biological process: transmembrane transport. Lineage: Eukaryota; Metazoa; Chordata; Lepidosauria; Squamata; Phrynosomatidae. The transcript has 6 exons.